Messenger RNA from Cervus elaphus (red deer), 1171 nucleotides. RefSeq names its product Cbp/p300 interacting transactivator with Glu/Asp rich carboxy-terminal domain 1 (gene CITED1). NCBI's taxonomy places the organism in Eukaryota, Metazoa, Chordata, Mammalia, Artiodactyla, Cervidae. Gene Ontology annotation, cellular component: nucleus. The record is from RefSeq and is a predicted model, not a curated record. The coding region runs from base 508 to 1095 and encodes 195 amino acids. The transcript has 3 exons. Gene Ontology annotation, biological process: melanocyte differentiation; regulation of DNA-templated transcription.
AAUUGGGGGGAGAGAGAAAAGGGGGGGAAAGGGUCUGUCCUUCCUGGGAUUCCUAGCCGAGGCCAGUCUGCUGCCGUGUGCGUGUGCGUCAGGGCUCUCCGGGCAGCAAUGGGGGCUUGAGAGCCGGUUCCCUCGCGCCGGGAAGGGAGCGCGGUGGCCGCCACCGCCCCGGAGUCAGGCGCCGAAGCUGCGGGCGGGCAGGCGGGCGGGCACGGGCGCUGGCUGGGGCUGCUUGGCGCGGCACGGUGCGGUGCGGCGGCGGCGCGGCGCGGCGCGGCGGUGCGGGCUUUUCCCAGGCGCCCCGGGGUCGGGUGGCACUGAGCGCGACCGGCUCGCGGCGGCGGUGGCGGCGUGCGUGCUAGGGGCCGGGGGCUCCGCCGCUGCGCCCGCGGCUCACCGGGCUCCGCGCUUCCCUCUCUCCAGGGCAGGCGGCUUCGCGGAGCACAACAGCUCCAGUUGGCAGCAUCACCUCCCACCAAUUUAUCCAACUUCUGCCAAGACUCUGAAAUGCCAACUAUGUCGAGGCCUGCACUUGAUGUCAAGGGUGGCACCUCACCUGUGAAGGAGAAUGCCAACCCAGAGAUGAACUCUCUGGCCUACUCUAACCUGGGGGUGAAAGAUCGCAAAGCGGUGGCCAUCCUGCACUACCCUGGGGUAGCCUCGAAUGGAACCAAGGCCAGUGGGGCUCCCACUAGUUCCUCGGGAUCUCCAUCUCCAAUAAGUUCUCCUACUGCUACCCCUCCCACUAAACCCCCACCCUUCAACCUGCACCCCGCCCCUCACCUGCUGGCCAGUAUGCAGCUGCAGAAACUAAAUAGCCAGUACCACGGGAUGGCCGCUGCCACUCCGGGCCAACCCGGAGAGGCAGAGCCCCUGCCAAACUGGGGCUUCGGGGCUCAGGCGGGAGGGGCGGGAUCACUCUCUCCUUCUGCUGGUGCCCAGAGCCCUGCCAUCAUCGAUUCAGACCCUGUGGAUGAAGAGGUGCUGAUGUCACUGGUGGUGGAACUGGGACUGGACCGGGCCAAUGAGCUUCCGGAGCUGUGGCUGGGGCAGAAUGAGUUUGACUUCACGGCAGACUUUCCAUCUGGCAGCUGAUGCCAAUUGUUCCUAAAGAUGGAGGAAUAAAGCCACCAAUUCUGUUGUAAAUAAAAAUAAAAGUUACUUACAAAGA